AUGGACAUUACGUCCGUCACCCAACGCGAUGCGGAUGCGAGUCAGUCGAGACAAGGAAAACGGCCACGAUUCUCCCUAUUUCCCAAAGCUAUUGCAGCAGUGAAAACGGAUGCCGAAGUCGUUUCAGUUUUGCAAACUCCUCCCAUCCGGCGAUCCAGACCGUGCCAUCCGUCGAUCACUGAACCGGAUGGCAGCAUUUCUAGUCGACCCUCGUCCAUUUUGAAAGAUAAGAUGCGUCGUUUCAUGAACUUUUCUGCCUUUGAGACUGCCGGACGACCUAUUAGCGAUGCUGAUCCGUCGGAAUCGGAGACGGAAAUGGAGGUUUCUACAGCAUCGGCCAAACAAUUGCGUUUCCGUCUGCCGCAACCACAAGAUGCUGCCUCACCUCCGCUAGCGUUGGACAUUUCAGAAAUUGCGGCGGUCCCUUCGGCACAGGAACUCGAAGUCGAUGACAUGGAAGUCGUGUCGGAAGUACAGCACUCGAAUCAGCAUAGUUUUGUAGUGGGAGAAGAUUCUCAGUUUCUCAGUUUUGAAGAUGAUAGCGAAUCUGCUGCUCCUCAACCUUCUCUUCCGGAGGUUGCACAAGUCGAAGAAGCAACAAGUGAAGAACUUCAGCUACAAGAAGAGCUUCCUGGUCCAGUGUCUGUCGAGAAGGUGAUCCCCGAUGCUGAAAUUUCCAGUUGUGGCAUGGAACUAACCAACAUAGAAACCACAUCUAUCCAUCCCAUCAUUGUGUCCGAGUCGCAUGUUGUAUCUGCGUCAGUUGUCAGGGAUGAUGACGUAGAAGAGGCACCGACUUUAGCUGUUCUGGAACCCGUUGUCGCUGUCGAAAAAGAGCCACCAACACUCGCAAUUCCGGCGAUGCAACAGAUUAGUCAAAGUCAAGACACGGAUGGAUCAUCAAACGAUGAAAGCGACAUUGUAUGCCUGGAUUCCAGUAGCGAUGAGGCUGACGCAGUUGACAGUAAAUCUGUUGGAAAAGAGGAGGAAGAAGAAUUGGAAGGAGACUACGAUGAAGUUGAGGAGGAGGAGGAAGAACCGGAAGAAGAAGAAGAACUAGAAGAAGAGGAAGAAGACCAACUGGUAGCCCAGGAAGAAAUUGAAGAAGUUAAAGACGACAUCCAAGUCAUCGAAGAAGAAGAAGAGAUUAAAGACGAUGAUCAACUCGUAGAAGAAGUUGAAGACGAAGACCAAGUGGUAGAAGAAGAAGAAGAAGAGGGAGAUGAUGAAGUGGAGCCCAUUAGUGAGCGACCAGUGGAAGAAGAAUCCGACGUUGAAUCUGAAAAAUCCUCAGAGGAAGGUGACGAACCUCAGGUUGCCGCUAUACCAGAUGUUCAAGUUGAGCCCAUCUCUGAACCAGUAGAAGAUGAAUCGGAAGCUAAAGUCCCCGAACAAGCACCGCAAACAACCGAAACUGAUAAAGGACCUGUAGAUAUUUUACAAGAAGAAUCAUUCGUACCAUCAAUUAAUUUUGAUGAGGAAGAUGAAGUCUCUGAAUAUUCUCACAGUAUGGGAGGUUCAGUUGACGAAGAAGAAGAUCUGCAAACAAGAAACGAAACUCUUGAAGAUUCAUCUUCUUCUUCAGAAACCCAUCAAAGUCUUGUGCGUUCAACGGUUGGUCAUCAGGCAACCAUAUCUACCAGCACCUACAAGCAGAGAUUCACCAUGUCGUCAUCGUCAUCUUCUUCAGCAUCAGAAGAAGAAGCCAAUGAUUCAGAGGACAAUCUUCGGUUGCAGGAAGCUGCUGCAUCGCGCAAGCCUCGCAUUAGUGGCUACAGUCCAGUAGAACCAGAUUUAGAAUGUGUUUUCGAUGUAACGGAAGCAGUCGCUGUCGAACCUGAACCUACCCAAAUGGAGGAAGAGGAGGAUGAUGAAGAAAGCCAACAUGGCCGAGCCGAAGCUAGUGGCUACAGUCAAGUUGAACCUGAUAUGGACGACGUAGAGGUGAUUGAAGAUGAAGAUGUAGAAGAACCGAAAGAGUCGGCUGUGGCUGAUCAACCAACAACAGAAGAAACAAGCGCAAAUGUAAUGGAUUCAUCACGUAGUCCUGUAGCUGAAGAAGACGAAGAGGGUUGCGAGAAAAUUGAUUCGAAUGAUGAACAGAAGGCUCAAGAAGAAGCAGAGGAGGAAGAAGAAGAUUUCGAACUGAAAUUUGCAGAAACACCAAAGGCUAUUUCGACAGCUCGUCCUUCUAGUCUCCGUCGGUUCUCGAUGUCUUCGUUCGCCAAUUCCGAAUGUGUUUCAGAAGAAGAGUCUUGUCAACCUGAAGAUGAGGUCAUCGAGCCCGAAAUGUCACCUGUUGCCGAUUCGCAGAACCUUCAUUUCAAAGAUGUUGCAGAAGAAGUACAACCGAGACCCCAUGCCCAGCGCAGUAGCGUUUUCAAGAGCCGACUUCAUUUGACCGAUAGCGAAGCUUCAUCAGAUGACGAUCAGGAGGAGGUGGAAGCUCCUGUGGCUGAAACUGAGCGAACGUCCAGUCCAGUUGAGGACGUGAACGAAACAAUAACCGAAGGUAAAGUGGAAGCUGACGCCAAGGACGAAGAAACGGUUGACGAUGGUGAAAUCGAAGCUGAAAACUCUGAUGAAUCGAGUCGUUCCGAAGGUUCGACGACCGAUGAAAACUUGGAAUUGAGGAACAUUUUACAAGCCCACGAGAAAGCCAGUAGAAGACGCUCGGAAGUGAAGGGCGACCAGUUCUCUGCUCCACCAAGUUGUGAAGUGAGCCCAACGGAGAGUUCCUAUUCCGGAAGAAGUAGUGCAACUGGAACGCCGAUACGUCGAUCCGCUCGGAUAUCAGCAUUGCGCGAUCGAACGCCAGAACCGACAGCCUCGACAGAUGCGCUUUUAGCUAGUCUUGUCGGACGCAUCCGCAGACACAGCUCCGGUCCGGUAGGACCCGAUUGUCUAGUGCCAGCCUCACCUCUGCGGAGAUCUGGCCGAAAAUCGGCUAAUGUUUCACGAGACAAUUCACCGACCAAUAGUGUGACGUCAGAGCCACCUCCGGUGAGUACCAGUCGAGAAUUGACGCCCAGCCGGAGAAAACACACGCCGGCCAAAUCAUUAUUGAGAAGUGGGCAGAAAUCCGUAGCUCUCAAUUUGUUCCCUCUUGAGGAGGAGAAAGAAACAGAGUUUGCACUUCCAUUUGAAUUGCAACCCAAAAUGCAAGCCGGAUCCUCUUAUCAGGACCUUUCUGUAGCCCCAGUCGACUCGGAUGAGUCCGUCAGUCUUGACGAAAUAAGUUUGCAGAGCGAUAACACCAGCAGCGUCAAGAAAGAGAAAAAACCUCGCAGCAGGCCAUCGUCUGUUGCUUCCGGCCGUUACAAUUUGCGCCGGGCAGGUGCUGGACGACCUUCUGAACUGGAUAUCAUUUCCGAGGAAGCUGCUGCAUCUGCUGAAACAGUGACGUUGAAUCUGAAACGGGGCCGGGAAGAUGCUUCUGAAGAAAGCUCAGAUCAGGCUGGCCCAUCUCGCAGUCAACCGACUAAGGAAGGUGAAGAGGAAGAAGAGAAUCAAGAAUCAAAUGAAUCAAGUCAGAAGACGAUUCAACCAAAGCGGGUGGUUCGCAACAAAAGACGAAAGAAGACGGAAGACGUGGAAGUAACAGAAGAGCUACAUUUUGCUCCCACAUCUCGUCCACCACCCAAAAGUCUUCCAAAAAGAGAUCCUGUAAUCAAAUCCCGAACUUCGGUCCGACGUUCGAUGAGAUUAGAUAAAUAAGUUACCAACACAAAUGAAAACAGGAGAUUCAGGGAAGAUAUCUUUAGUUUUCUUUAUUAUUUUUUUUCUUUUAAUUGAUUUUUCCCGCUCAUGUUCCGUCUACUUGUUUAGUUAUAAUAUAAUGUAAUGGCUUUAUCAUUUAUCUAAGUGAAUAAAAUUAUGAUGAAUGAA
Messenger RNA from Daphnia magna, 3888 nucleotides. RefSeq names its product nucleolar protein dao-5-like. The transcript has 4 exons. Bases 1 to 3717 code for a protein of 1238 amino acids. NCBI's taxonomy places the organism in Eukaryota, Metazoa, Arthropoda, Branchiopoda, Diplostraca, Daphniidae. The record is from RefSeq and is a predicted model, not a curated record.